Halichondria panicea is the source of this 4761-nucleotide messenger RNA. RefSeq lists its product as uncharacterized. The coding region runs from base 1150 to 4611 and encodes 1153 amino acids. The record is from RefSeq and is a predicted model, not a curated record. Gene Ontology annotation, biological process: exocytosis. Lineage: Eukaryota; Metazoa; Porifera; Demospongiae; Suberitida; Halichondriidae. Gene Ontology annotation, cellular component: Golgi apparatus; recycling endosome. Gene Ontology annotation, molecular function: protein binding; GTPase activity; GTP binding. The transcript has 13 exons.
UUAACUGUUUCUAAACUUACAGUGGAUCCCUCUGAAUAUAAAGAACACUUUGGGAGCAGUCGUUUGUUCUUUAUAGAAAGGCUGUCCCUUAAUUACAUGGAUACCUUAACAGUGGCUGUAUUAUAGAGGGUGGUCUGCUAACAUAGGUCCAAUGCAUGCUAUGGAGAGACUGUGUGGGCCCAUUAACAUGGCUGUAUUAUAGAGGGUGGCCUGCUAACAUAGGUCCAAUGCAUGCUGUGGAGAGACUGUGUGGGCCCAUUAACAUGGCUGUAUUAUAGAGGGUGGCCUGCUAACAUAGGUCCAAUGCAUGCUGUGGAGAGACUGUGUGGGCCGAUUAACAUGGCUGUAUUAUAGAGGGUGGUCUGCUAACAUAGGUGCAAUGCAUGCUGUGGAGAGACUGUGUGGGCCCAUUAACAUGGCUGUAUUAUAGAGGGUGGCCUGCUAACAUAGGUCCAAUGCAUGCUGUGGAGAGACUGUGUGGGCCCAUUAACAUGGCUGUAUUAUAGAGGGUGGCCUGCUUAUAAUUAUGGUGACCACAAUGGACAGGUUUCACUGUAUGUACAUGUAAUACAUAAUAUGCCACAUUAAAAUGUUCUUCAUUUACAUGUAGUAUUAAUCUGUACAUUGUAACGUUGCCGCUGUGUUUGCUAUACAACCACUGUUUAUGGUGCUGAUAAAUAAAGUGUUGUCACUCUGGCGCACUAGUUGUGGAAACUCCUUCACUCUGUCAAUAUCUGCACUUUCUGUUUAGCUCACUACAUGUACUGUAUAUGAGUGGAUGGGGGAGUACAGUGUACAAUGUACAGUGCUGAUAUGAUGCUGGCUCCUACAAUGUAUCUAGUAAUGGUGCUUUCCCCGGCCAAUCUUAGCAACAUUCGCAUUGCAAAUGUUUUUGUGGCCCACUGUAUCUGUAGCAAUGGUGUAAUGUCAUUCAGUGGUCAUUUGAAUAUUCUGCACAUGUGAUAGAGCUACUUUCUGUGUAGUCAUGAUUACGAGGCAAUUAACAAAAGUGGUGACUGCAUUUUUGUUUAAAAGGUUGUUUGUGGUUUGCAACUCAUGCAAAAUUGGAUGGCAUGUGGUACGUGUUUAGACAAGUCAUGAGCACACCGAAAUAAAGGUUUUGAGUGGAAUCGUGUCACCACUAGCAAAAUGAGCAAAGAAGACGAAUAUGACUUUCUGUUUAAGGUUGUGUUAAUCGGUGACUCUGGUGUGGGCAAGUCCAACCUCCUCUCUCGGUCCACUCCCAAUGAAUUCAAUCUGGAGUCCAAGCCGACCAUCGGUUUUGAGCUUACCACCAAGAGUAUUCAAGUGGACACUAAGACCAUCAAAGCUCAGAUCUGGGACACAGCUGGUCAUGAGCGAUACAGAGCACUCACUAGCACUUGCUACAGAGGUGCCGUGUGUGCUCUCCUAGUCUACGAUAUUGCCCAACGCUUGACAUACGAGAACAUUGAACGAUGGUUGAAGGAUCUGAGAGAUCAUGCAGACCCUAACAUUGUCAUUAUGUUAGUGGGUAACAAAUGUGACUUGAGACAUCUCAGAGUAGUGCCCAUAGAGGAGGCCAAGGCGUACGCAGAAAAGAACGGACUGUUCUUCAUAGAGACCUCAACUUUGGACUCAACCAACGUAGAGGAUGCCUUCCAGAAUAUGCUAACAUUGGUUGCAGUGAAUGAGGCUGGAGACACCCUUUUUUCCAGUGCGUGUUCCCGUGGUGACCUGGAGAUGGUCAAGGCUAUCAACAAGCAUGUUGAUCUAAAGAAGCCAGUCAACAAGGCUGGUGACACUCCAUUCUCUCUGGCCUGUGCUAAUGGCCACUUGGAGACAGUCAAGUACUUUGUGAAUGAGCAUCAUUAUGAUCCUAGAAAGCUAGUCAACAAGGCUGGUGACACUCCACUCUCUCUGGCCUGUGCUAAUGGCCACUUGGAGACAGUCAAGUACUUUGUGAAUGAGCAUCAUUAUGAUCCUAGAAGUGUCCUCUUGCUAGCAGUAAAGCAUGAGCAACAUUCAACAGUGGAGUUUUGUCUGGAAAAAUGCCACAGCGAUCCGAAUGUGACUGACGAAGAAGGCAAGACACCUCUCGAUUUGUCCAACAACCCUACGAUCAUAAAGCUUCUCUUGAAACACGGAGCCAAGGCUGCCAAUGUGUACAAGAAACACAGUAAGCUCAUCGGAAAGCUCUCCUCCGAGCAAACCCCACAUCUUCCUCUGUCUGUGCUCAUCAUUGGCGAUGGUGGCGUGGGGAAGAGCACUCUGUUGAAGUCCAUUCUGAGCUCAAAAGGGUUUUUGUCUAAACUACAGAAGGCAAAACCAGUAGAUGGUGUCGAUACAAAGACAGUGGGGAUCAUACCGUACGAAAUAUAUACCAAAGAGUUUGGGAGAAUCAUCUACUUUGAUUUUGCUGGCCAAAAAGAGUUUUACACGAGCCACUGUGCCAUUCUGGAGAAUGCUGUUCAAACCUCACCACCCAUCAUUAUCCUCUGUGCUAAGCUUGUAGAAAGUGAGCAGGUGAUUAUUGAUUCCAUGAAUCGUUGGUUGACCCUCGUCCAAAACCAGUGCACUAAUCUGAAAAGCAAAGCACACGUGAUAGUAGUUGGUAGCCGUGCCGACCAGGUGAAGGAAAUGGGAGAAGAUCCACAAGCCAAAGAGAAAAUCUUUGCUCCCAUUAUCAAGCAAUUUCCAAAAUUUGAGUUCACAGGGUUCAUUCCAAUGGAUUGCCGCUUUGCUGAUUCGAAUGAUAUGACAAAAGCAAGAAAACUGAUCCAGAAAAGCUCCGCUAUUCUCCGCUCUCCAGAAACCAUCAGCCUGAAUGCUCACACCUUUUACAUCUACCUUGCCGAAAGCUUCAAAGAGGAACUUGCAGUUUCAUUAAAGGUUGUUCAAAAGCGAAUACACAGCGACCUAGACCAAACACACGAGUCAAAGAAAAUGGUGAACAUUCUUUCUUUCAUUCCGACCACCCUCACCCGUCUAGUUGAUAUCUGUGACCAGCUAAGUAAAACGGGUCUGCUGCUGUUUCUUCAAAACAAAUCCUCACCUGAACAGUCCUUUCUGAUUUGUAAUUACAAGAAAUUGCUCUCUGAUGUCACUGGGACAGUGUUUGCUCCUGAGCGAUUCCGCCAGCACUGCGAUCUCGCCUCAAGCACUGGAGUGGUACCUUUGUCCAAGUUCACCAAAGCAUUUAAGAUCUACGACACUGAAAUGCUGAUUGCUUUCAUGACACAUUUAGAGCUGUGCUUUGAGAUCAAAGACAAGCAAGUUCUAGAGUACAUUCAGAAGAUGGAGCCAAGCUCAGAGGACACUCGCUACCUCUUCUUCCCCGGGCUCAUCAGGAUAGAAACUCCCGAGCGUGUGUGGGAGGAAGAUCUUUCCAUGAGUUACCACUUUGGCUGGAUAAUUGAAUGUGCUAAAGACAUCCAAUUCUUUGAUCCACGGAGUUUUCAGAUUCUUAUUCUGAGGCUAGUGUUCACUUUUUGCCUUGCUCCUCUCGAAAAGAUCACCACAAAUAGCCCUGCCCUUCAAACAUUCUGCUCUGUGUGGAAGAGUGGGAUCUGCUGGUGCCACGAUGAUGAGAUUACCGCACACCUCGAGCUUCAUAACAACAAGUCUAUUACUCUCAAAAUGCGAUCUGAAGUUCUUACACCUGAGAGCCUAGCCAGUCGCUCCAAGAUAGUCAGUCAAAUUGUCGAAACGGUGGAAGAUGUUUGUCCCAGUAUUGUAGUUGUGGAAUCACUGAUCAAUCCACAGGAAGUUGUCAGUCAUCCUCUAAAACCUUCCUCAGAGCUCAUGCUGUUUAGAAUUAGACAUCUUGCUACAGCUGUCAUCUCUCAAAAAAAAGCUGUGAAGUCAGUUAUUAAUCACCCCCUUUCUCUGGAACGGCUUCUCCAGUUUGAGCCGUACGCUGGUUUGGACCUCAACACUCUACAGUGUAUUCACAGUGACAUGAAAGACGAGAAAAUUUCGAACACAUUCAUUUAUCAUUUUGCUAGUCAAAUUUCUGAUCCAAACAGUAUUCUCAUGUACAGAAGAAUCCUGAGCCAAUCUCAAGCUUCUACUGUUAAAAAUCAGUUGGUCAGUCCCAGACAGGAGGUGGUCCAGGCCCUUGAGACGUGGAGGAGUGAGACUGAGGGAACUUACAGCUGUCUGAGGGAGACUCUUAACAAGUACAGCGUCUUCACUGGGAGAAACCCUCUGGACCUAGCUGGUGUGGCUCACGAUGAUAUUGACCUCUCUGUGUUUAGUAUCAGUGGUGAUGACCAAAAGGGUCCAGCAACCACCAACCUCCAUGAGUUGAUGGUCAAGCAUGGAGUCACUGACAAGCAGUUGGAUCAAGAGAUUGAACAAGACGAUCUUGCUCCAGUAGCUAUGCACUUUGAUGAUGUGGAGCUCUACUUCAACCCACUGAAGUUGAAUGAAAAUGAACAAGCUGACGUGAGGCGAGAGACUUAUUUAAGUAGAAGCAAUCAAGUGGCAGUGAUAAACUGUUUGUUUAUCUGGAGGGGUCACGAACCCAGCGAGGCAACCUUUAGAGCACUGAUUAGGAUCUUAUUGGAUCUGAAGAAGGAAGAGAUUGCUAUCAAGAUCUGUCAAUACUUGAAAGAAAAGUCCCAGUGAUCUAUGAGUAAAGCUAUGCAGUAGGACUCUGAAUUGAACAUUUUUGUUUAUUGCGAGUGCACGUAGUUUAAAUAAGAAUUCUGUUUCAAUUUGAUUUUGAGCCCCAUGUUGUUGUGGAAUAUAGUGUAACCAAUUCAAGUCAAGCAAUGC